AUGAUGUUGGACGACUACGGAGCGGACGCCAACACUACGGACGAUAGAUCUCGCACACCAAUUUUUCAUGCAAUGCGCACUAAGAACGAGACAAUUAUUCGCACGCUUCUUCUCGACAAGAGAGCGGAUAUCAAUUGGCAAGAUCAGCGCAGGCAGACCCCACUCGUAUAUGCCAUUGAAAGGAGUCUUCUGUCUACUGCAUCACUUUUACUGGAUUUUAAUCCAUGUCUGAAUAUAACGGAUAUCAAGAACCGGUCUGCUAUUUGGUACGCCAUCGCAUUCUGGGAUGAGAACCUGGUGCAAGUCCUUCUGGAACGGGGCAGCGAUAUACGAACGCCAGAUUACAAACGAUUUUCGCCACUCAGCCUUGCUAUUGCCAAGAAAACCCCGAGAAUUACCCGGCUGUUACUCCUUCAUUCAGAUUCCAAUUCAAGAAAGACCUUACUGGACGAUGUCACUAUCAGAAACCGUCUGCUCCGUCAGGCUAUACAGGCAAGCCUUCAUGAUAUCAUCGCCUUACUCCUUGCCCAUGGCGCAGAUCCCAAUUCUAGAAAUAGAGAUGGUCAGAGCCUGUUGCAUCAAGCCACGAAAAACGGUGACAGGGAGGUAGUCCAACAAUUGCUCGCCUAUGAAGAGGUUUCCGUCAAUGCAACGGAUAGAGAGUCCUGCACUGCUCUCCACGUCGCAGCAAAGUAUGGAUGCACGUCGGUAGCCAAGUGUCUGCUAGCCAAAUGCGGUAUAGAUUCCAACGCAAGAGACAGUUACGGUCGAACCGCAUUCCACAUCGAAGCAGAAUAUGGCAAUAAGUCGAUCACAGGGCUUCUUUUAGCCUAUGGUGCUGUGGAUAUCAAUGCCCCAGAUGUUAAUGGGGCAACAGCACUCUGCUUAGCUGCAGAUGCAAAACACACAGCUAUAGCCCUGCAGAUUCUCGCAGAAGAUCAUGUGGACGUCAACAUGGCCGGUCAAAUUGGCAGGACAGCUCUUCACCAUGCGGCGAGAACGGGAAAUAUACCGAUCGCAUGUGUCCUUCUCGCCAAGGAGGAUCUAGAUCCUAACGUUCGCGACGACCAGGGAUGGCCCUCCCUCACCUACGCUGCUUUCAAUGGUGAUUUACGCAUGGUGGAACUCUUCCUUGCAAGGGGAGACAUACAAGUGAACGUGCAACAGGCCCCUCCACUGUUCCAUGCCGCCAAAGAGGGUCAUGUGGAAGUUGUACGCCGAUUACUUCAGUUUGAUACCAUCGACGUCAAUCAGCAAUUUUGGAACAGCACGCCUCUCUGUGUUGCCUCCGAGAUGGGAUACCCGGAAGUUACAAGGUUACUCCUUGAAUACACAACACCCCCCGACCUCAAUCUCAAAACUUAUAUGGGAGACACUGCACUUUCCUUGGCCGCUUACCAUGGCCAUUUGGCUAUUAUAAAUCUCUUGCUGGAGGAAAAUGGGCUGGAUGUUACCGCUACUGACAAAUUCGGAGACACGGCGUUAUGCAAAGCAGCUCGGAAUGGACACGAACAGGUUGUCAAGCGUCUCUACAGGGACACUCGGGCAAAAUGUGCUAGUGAUGUGAAAAGGGCGAUUGAAGCAGCUUCCGACUGUAGAAUUGCGCUCUACCUUGAAGGUCACUUGGAUGAGGAGGGCAACUUUUGCACUUGGCCUUGA
This is a messenger RNA of Penicillium arizonense, 1659 nucleotides long. Its product is annotated as ankyrin repeat domain-containing protein. NCBI's taxonomy places the organism in Eukaryota, Fungi, Ascomycota, Eurotiomycetes, Eurotiales, Aspergillaceae. The coding region runs from base 1 to 1659 and encodes 552 amino acids. The record is from RefSeq and is a predicted model, not a curated record. Gene Ontology annotation, molecular function: protein binding. The transcript has a single exon.